Zootermopsis nevadensis is the source of this 8723-nucleotide messenger RNA. Lineage: Eukaryota; Metazoa; Arthropoda; Insecta; Blattodea; Termopsidae. The record is from RefSeq and is a predicted model, not a curated record.
ACGACAUCGACUGUCUUAAAAUUACGUCAGCGCAGAGAAAUAGAUGUGGGAGUGGAUAUCAGCACAGAUAAUACCGUCAUAUCAUUAACAGCAAUCGGUUGUGCAGUCAUUUGUGUAUAUGGCAGUUAUGUCAAAUUGUUUACGUAUGAUAUUGAUUGAGUUUUCGUUUGUUUAACAGCGCUUCCUCAGUUGCAUAGGUUAUAGCGUCGAUGAUAUUUAAGACAGGGCAUAUAAUGUGAUAGUAAUGUGAUGGUGGAUUAGUGAUUUGAAUGCACCACUCGAACCUUGUUAUCGCGUCAAUUAAUUCUAAAAUAUUUUCUAGAAUAGCAGUAUAAUAUGGUGGAAGCUGUAGUGGAAUUUGAUUAUGUAGCCCAAGAAUCUGACGAGCUGAAUUUACGAAAAGGGGAUGUGAUAACAAACAUAAAAACACAACCAGGUGGUUGGUGGGAAGGCAUAUUGAAUGGUAGACGAGGAAUGUUUCCAGAUAAUUUUGUGAAAAUUUUGUCUGAGACAGAUGGUACAAAGGAUUCAAAUAAUGUCACCUUACGAUCAAGUAGUGGGCGUCGGUGUAAAGUUCUGUUCAGCUACCAACCAGCCAAUGAAGAUGAACUUAAACUUGAUGUUGAUGAUGUAAUUGAUAUAUUGGCGGAGGUAGAAGAAGGUUGGUGGAAGGGCAGACUCGGAGAUACAGUUGGUGUAUUUCCAUCCAAUUUUGUGACAGAAAUUGUAGAUACACGAACAGCGGGCAUUCGUAAAGCAAGAACCAGCAGCCGUGAAGAAGCCAGUGAAAGUGAUGGGGAGCUGUCCACUUCGGUUUCAAGCCCAGAUUCCAGUCAGCUGUUGGAUUCUAUUGGUAAGCCAGAGCAGGAUUCAGAGGCACCAGUGCUGCCACCAAAGCCAGUGAAAGAAUUGUGCAGAGUGUUGUUUCCGUAUGAGGCAGCCAAUGAAGAUGAGCUAACGCUGAAGGAGGGUGAUCUCAUUAUACUGCUUAGUCGAGAAGUGGCAGACAAGGGCUGGUGGAGAGGCGAGCUCAGGGGCAAGGUCGGCGUGUUCCCAGACAACUUUGUGGAAGUUGCUCCUCAAGAAGAGCAUCAACACAAGAGACCUGAUCGGCCACCUGCGAAAUCUCAGACUGUGACUACAAACCGAGCACGGGAUAGUAUCACCAAACCUGUAGUGGCAGUUCCGACAGCUGGUACAACGAAGGGAGAUCUGAUCUCCCAGCAUAGGCUUUCAGAUACAGUGCUCAAAGCAGGUAAAUACUUUUGGAUGAAAACGGGACGUUCUUAUCAACAGCAGUCCCAAGCUUGUCUUGAUGGACCCAGCAGAAUGGUGCAGAAAACAUCUCCACGAGGGAUAUUAGAAUUUGAUAGUGUAGAAAGAAGUGCCAUGUUAACGCAUCCAACAGCGACGAGAGUCAAAGCACCGCAUCGCCGACUUCCUUCCACAGUAUUCAAUAAAGAAGCAGAUUCUCAAAGCAGUGGCUUAAUGAAUGGAAGUGCAGAAGCAGGUCAUACUUCUCUGGACAACCAUGUCGUGGAGGAGGAAGAGGAUGAAGAAGGAGUCGAAAGAAGCAGAGGACGUGCGUGGGAAAGAGGGAAGGCUCCAUGGGUUGAAGAACUCAAAUUAAAUCAGGCCAAAAAGACAUCAGGAUUAAGUCCUACUGCAUCAGCACUUGGACAGAGCCCUCCAGAACAUGCAGAAAGAAAACUGCUUAAAUCAAAACCAGACAACAGUCCUGAACCCAAACAAACACCAGCAAGUGCAAUGAUGAGGAUCCAGCCUUCCAGACCUCAGUCAAUGUUCCAUGACUCUUCAUCAAGAGUUACUCCUCAGAGAAGGCCAUUGUCUGCUGCAAGUCCACCUGAUCCUGCCCACAUUUUGGCAGAAGUGAACCAGGCUCAUUCCAAACCCCUCCCAGGUUCACCAACUAACCCCACGUUGCUUACACUGCCGACAAAGCAAGAAACUGUCAGUCCAUCAGUCAGACCAGCAAAUAGCACAAGUUCAUCUACUAGCCCAGUGCUGGCCACUUUGAUGGCAAAACAGACUGCGGAUUCUACGAGUCCUUCCUCUAUGUCAGAUCCAGACCUUAUAGCAAGUCCGACUGCUCGUAGUCCAGGGCUUGUGAGUGGACCGUCUGUUACAUAUAAGCAAUUCUCAGAGCUCAAAGAUAAGGUGUCAAAACUUGAACAGACACUGGAGAUGCUUGCAGAUUUGACCGCUAAACUGAAUGAGGAGGCAGAGAGAAGAGUUCAGUUGCAGCAAGCGGUGGAUAAGCUUACUAACCUGGUGACGCAGGUGUGACUGUCAUCUGCUGCAUCCAGUGCCGAUGCUCGCUCAGGAUCAGUGCUGCUGGUGAGUGAAUAAUUAGGGAAGAAACAAAUGUGUGUCAGGUUUUUGUUUAUGUGAUUUGUAUUCUUUUCUACAAAUAAAUAAUGUCACAUAUUCCUCAGCUUUGAGGGUUAAAGGCAGUGGCCGUCUUUUAUAAAGAUAAGUUUUUACAUUUUGCUAGCACAGUAGCUGAGUAAUGGGGAGAGGUAUUUGUGAUUGUAAUAUUGGAGAGAUAUGUUAAUGGAAAAUGAUAUCCGUUGUUGGGGGACCAGAAAUAUUUGUGUUUCUCUCUGUUAUCUUCAUUUUGUUUUAACUUCUGUUGUGUCACGCUUUCCAGUGCCGCAGCUGUAGAGGUGGUUUGAGUAUAGACUUCACCACGACAUAUGUUCUCCACUGUGCCAUUAAACUCUGUGAAUGUUAUGCCAGUGAGUGAAUGCUUACAUACAAAUUGUCUCUACUUGUGAUUUGUAGUGAAUAAAUGUGCCGUAAGUACAGCAUAACAGGGUUUUGUGAAUGGCGAGUAUCAGUCUUUUCCUGUUGGUUAUGGUUGGCAAUAAAAUCUUUGCCCACAGGAAGAAUGGAAAGUUGUAUUGUCCAGAAUAUAUUCUAUGUGAAAGAGAUUUUCAUUGUGAGUUUUAUUGAUCAUUGGGCUCUUAGGUAAGUAGUUCGGUUAGCAAAUAAGUAUUUGAUUGUGAUUUAAAAAUGGGCCAAAUCUCAUUUCUUCAUUUCUGUUUUUUUUCUGUCCCACUACACCCCAUGUAGGAGCAUGGGGGGAGUGGAGGUAUAGCUCCUACUCUUUCUUGACCUUGGCACUAGAUGGGGUGAGUGGUCAGCAUCACGCUCCGAGUAUAUAUGUUAUGGCUCAUAUAUUAAGAAUUUAGGAUGUCUGUUUUGAAUGGGUAUUUUUUGUUCUUUUUGUUGUUAACCUUAGUCCAUCUGUGUGGAUACCGGAAUGGUGUUUCAAAUAAACAGUGUCCAUUUACUCCUUCCAAAUGACUGUUCGUAAUCACUGAUAUCUGCAGGUGCAGAUUGGAAAACCUCAUAAAAUAAAAAUAUUUUCCAAAGUCUUCCCUUUUUAUCAGUGACUGUGCGCUCAUUGUGCACACUCAUAAAUGGACCGUUCUUUACAGGCAAUACUCAUUACAUUGGGCUUCUACUGUAUUUGAUGUACACUCUGUUUCAAGAGUUGGCUGUACUCCCAUUGUCAUGUGAUUUGUAUUGACAGAUUUUUAUUACUUUUUAAGUGUGAUUAUGGAUGAUGAUGUUUGAAUACAUUCUUAUUUACAGAUGAAUAUCAUUGCAUGCAUCUGUAAUUUCAUACCCAGUUCUACAUCAUAAUUUUGUAUUAUUUUACUAAUUUCAUUUUGUACCAUUAACAACAAAUUUUAACAUGCAGUUACUAAAUCAUAAUGUUCAAACUGCUCCGAUACCUAAUAGCUCAGUGAUCUUAAGAUUGUAAUUGAAAAUGAGUUGUUUCCUGAUGUCAGCCACGGUGUAUAAUAUAUAUUUAAUAAAUACAUUGUAAUGUAAUUUAUAUAAAAUUACAGUACAUAAUUAAGAUUAAUUUUUGAUACAUUGUCAAGGAAAGAAAUGUCAGUACAUCCCAACAAUUUUUGAUUUGUCAUCAUAUUUUAUAUAGGAUGACAUUUAAAAAGUCCUAUUUUCUGUAGGGGUUUGGCCAUAUCUGACUUUUUGUCAGCUGUUUCAGCUUUUUGUUGAGCACUCUUAUUUUAAAACAUGCUUUGCAGUGCAAGAAUCAUAAUAAUAUGAAAAGUGGUUCUAUCUGAAAGUAGUUAUUAGCAUGGAUAACUUAUAAAACUUCACUUUAUGCACAAAUAAAACUAGUUUUGAUUCAGAUUAUUGGUUUGUGAUUUCCUGUACUAAUGUAGGCAUUGUCAUACCUGAAGCGUUUUUAAUAUGGAGUUAAAUUUUAGGGCAGCUCGUGUAGUGCUAAAAAGGGCAUUGAAGAAAGUUUUCUCUACAUACUUUUUUUACUCCUGCUGAUCAUGAUUCUGUUUGUAGAAUAGGCUGUCUGAGGCUGCAGUGCCAAGAACGUUUUGUUUAAUACGUUAUAGUCCAUCAGUUAGUCACAAUUUUACAUUUUCAUAAUUUUGGUUGAUAUGUCAUAAAAUUAUUAAAACAGUGUAUCUGUGGCAAGUAAUGGUGGUUUGAUAAUGGUGUAGAAUUCAUGCUGUGUUGUUGAAGAAUCCUGUUUUCAAAUCACCACCAUGAAUUACCACUGAGAUUGUUCAUUUUCUUGUUCUAUACUUUAAUAAGAUAAGUGAUUAUGCAUUAAUUAUUAUGUUUAAUUUAGUGAGAAAGAAAUUAGAUGAUUGGGUAUUUAAGUUUUAUGUGUGUGUGUGUAAACGUUGUAAAACUAACCCUCAUAUAAUAUAUAGUUACUUUAUUUUACUAUUAUACACAUAUUUGACAAUAAAGUAGGUAAAGUUAUUGCAUGCCUAAAUGCCUUAUCACAAAUACAUAUAAGGGGAAUGGAGGUAAAUAACCACACAUUCUUAGCUUUGGCACUAGGUGGAGGUGAGUGUCCAGCUUCAUGCUCUGAUCCCAUUGCCCAUGGGUAGAUCCUGUCGUACAGUUGUACACUUUGGCUUCAGAUGCAUUGUAGUUAAUUGUUUUUUACAUCUGAUGAAGUUAUUGUGAAAUAACGAGGUGGUUUUGUUCUGCUGGGCUAUGUGUACAUUGUGUUAUACACCGUGGCCUUGAUUUUGAGCUUGUAAAUGAAUGUAAUUGGACUCUGUUAAACCAUUGCACAGGAAAAUCUGAUACUGUUGUGUGUGGUUUAGAGACUUCUAUACCAUCCAGUUUACUGAUGUAACAAGACUUCAGAGAACUGUCACGUUAUGUACUUGUACAUUCUUUUAAGACUGCUACUUGAUGUGUUGGCCAUAUUAAUUUUUCCUCGGGAUUCUUGGUGCAGCUGUGAGAUUUGGAAAUGUGAGUAUUUAAAAACUGUGCAAGUAAUAUUUUUUGAAGAAAAUUUCUAAUAAUUAUUCAUAUUUUUUCUAAUAUGUUCAGUAUCUAUUAAAUAUUAUAGCAAAGUAUCUCUGUGUUUAACUUGAUUUUGUUGGCUAAGAAUUUUAAUACAUGGUCUGUCUGAUUUCAGCAUUGCUAUUUAUAGCAGAAUAAUACCAGGCCCUUACAGACCACUUGGCUAAUACAUUUAAACCAGUCUGGUAGAUUUAGACUUACAUGAAAUAAUAUAUAAUUUAUCUGUACAAUUUAUUGCAAAGACAUUCCUUCCAUACGAACUGAAGCUGUCCAAGUGUCUGUAGCUUCUUUAAUGUGCUACUCUUUCUUUUAUGGACUGAUGUUAUUCUUACAAAUAUGCUACAUGAGAAAAGUUACAGUACAAUUGUUUUCUGUUGUCUGAGGUUUAUUUCAAUAAACAGUAUUUUGGAAAUUGUGUACACUACCAUUUACAUGGUGUCAAGUUAUAUCAUGAUUACUAUCACUAAUCUAGGAAGAAAAAAAUCAGUGUUAUGAUAACAAUUUCAUUGAGAGUGGAAACAUUUUGUAUGUCAAAUAUACCUCAAACAAUGGGCAAUUUCUGACUUACUUUGGUGUAGUGAAGUAACCAUCGUCACAGAUGUUUUAUGAAACAUAAGUAAAAUAGUAUAACUUUUGGCUUUGUGAGAGUGUGUAAGAUCUUCCAGUACAAAGAGAUAUCCCUAGCUGGUAUUGAUUUCAGUAAUUCUAUUAAUACCAAAGUUAGCAUAUUGAUUUGUUUUCAGUCCAGGUAUUUUUUGUGUUCUAAACCGAUCCAAAAAGAUGUUAUUUUGCCCUUGGUAAUGAACGUUGAUCUGCAAAUUAUAGUUUUGUGUGAAAAUAUAUGUGGCCUACUUCAGGGUACGAAGCAGCAUUUGAAUAGUUACCAUGUGAUUCAAACCAUGGACUUCCCAGUUAAGAGAAGUGUGCUAAAUAUAAGCUGCUGUGUUUAUCCAACAAAUUUAUGCACCGUGUAGUGUAGGACUUUUCACAUUUUCUUGAUUUUCAUGUUUUAUUUUAGAUUUUUCAAAGACAUUAUUUAUCAUAACUUGGAAUUUUAAUGCAUGUUACGUACAUGCAGAGAUAAGGAAAUACUUGAGAGGAUAGCCGGUGUUCAGUCCCCUGAUGUAUUUUGAUGGUCAGAUUUAUGCAGGUUAAAGUAUUUCCAUUCACUUUUUUGAGUGGUCCUUGAAGGUUAGUGGAAGUAAUUUCUGUUGACAUUCACCAUAAAUAAUGUCUGAGAGGUUACGUAUAUUUUCUGGUUGCAUAACAUUGUUAUUAAUUAUGAUACACGAAAAAAUCCGUAACUUUUACUUAAUUUUGUACAACAUAUUUUAAAUAAACUAACAGUCUUAUGCAGACAUUUGCUAUUUGUGAAAUGACAAAUAUAUUUAUAUUUGUCUGGUCUUGUUGAGUAAAAUUAACUUGAAAACAUUCCAUCCAAGAGCAUUUAUUCAGUGUUUAAGUAGUAUUACUUUUUAUUAUUAUAUGACUGUAUUAUUUUGACUUAUUAUCAGAAUGUUAGUCAUCCAUUAUACUUGUGAAAAGUGUGCAGAAUUUACAAGACAGACAUUUUGUAGGUUCUUAAAUGAACUGAAUUACGACAAAGGCUGUACUUCAAAUGAUGUGUAUGUAUAUAUAUAUAUAAAAGAGAGAGUGAGAGAUAGAACAUUACUAACAUAGAGAAUUUAAUAUUCAAAUCAACAAAACAAUACAUCGAUUUUUACUCAAGUCUUCUGAAGUUCUGAGGACAUAAUUAUAUUCAGUGGCUCAAGGAUGAUUUGUUAAUGAAGUUUGCUGCUUUAAAAGUAUGCACACUGUAUAAUUAUAGGAAUUUACACAAUUGUGCUCAUGCAAGUAUACUGUUGAACGUAUACUCGUAUUGAUUUAUUGCUUCCUUGUCUCGGGCUCCACAUUGUAAGUACUAACAUAAUAGUUUAUUGGAUGCCUCGGAGGUAAAAAUACAUUUUUACGACAAAACUUGGAAUUUUUAUCAUACAUUAGUUUAUGUUCUAUGUAGCAACGGAGUCUUAUGACCUAGUGUUGUCAGUGUCUAGCAAAUGUAAUUUAUUUAUUUUUCUUAUGUUAUAAUCUUCUUGAUAGGCACUGUAUAAUGAAUCUUUGGUUGAAACACUAAGCUUGAAACUUUAAUUUUUUAAAUUAAUUCUUCCCUGGCCAUAGACAGUUUUUUUUAAAAUAUUUUUUGCUAGAUACAGUGGGACCUUGAUUCUUUGAGCUUCUAUGAACCAGGCAGCAGUGUAAUGGUACCACCAUUUCAUGGAAUCAUACCAGUGAAUGAUUGAAAUGGUCAUGUAAGAUGGUAUGGCAUGCAUAUGCAUCCAAAAUCUACUUGUUCACUAGCCCAUCCCUUCUUGGAUGAAGACUUCUUUUUGUUGUUGUGCAGUCAACAUGCUAAAGAAAUUAUUAUUAAUAGGCCUAUUUUACAAUGUAAUUUUUAUUGCAGUUACUGUAGGCAUCAACUUAUCCAAAACCAAUCAGUGUCACUGGUGGUUAGCACUCGUGCUUCAUAUUCAGAUUGUGCUGUGUUAAAAUCUUGGCCUGGAAACCAGCUAUCCUUAUUCUGGUACUGAUGGCGUUAAAUGAACUAAAAGAAAAUUCAUCCCAAACCCAUGUUAAAGAAAAUUGCCAAGGCAGUCAUAUAUGAUCCUGUAAGCAUGAAUAAUUAAGGUCCCAACAAGAACUUAUGACUUAGAAGCAUUGGUCACAGAAGACUUCAUACCUACUGGUAUAUAAUAUAAAUAUUUUGUACUUGUGUUGAGACUGAAAUCUAGGUAGUUAUUUAUAUCUUUGGUAUCCUUGUUAAAUAUCACAGAACAAUUGCUUGUUUAUUACUGUAAAUCUUCCUUUUGAUCAAGAGUGUAAUUUAGCUAUAUGGAACGUUUGUGUAAUUUUUAGGCAUUUAUUUUGAAAUCUUUGAAUUAGUUAUAGCGUAACAAAAGACGGAGCAUGGACCAAGUAACUUGACACAAAUUAAGCAUUGGUUCCAUAAUUGUACUGUGUAGAAAGUCAAGAAACAGUUACAUGUGUUAGGAAGUAUGAUUCUAAUCACUUCCAGGUGUUAAGAAAGUUAACAAAUUCCAUAGUAACUUAAUCAUGUUUAUAGUAUUCUUAAUUGAUUAUAGUUUCUUAGAAUUGCUUUGUAGAUCUUGCAUUAUGGCACACAUGGGGCAAACAUUGUUUGCUUUAAUUGUACAGAAUGCCUCUUAUGAGCAACAUGUUAUUAUUAAUGAAAAUGGAAGAAGCUAUAAAAUGUUCAGUCUUCAAACAGCUGGUGGAAAGUUUCCCUACCCUGGCUUGACAGGCUGCUUCUGCAUAAUUAUAUUUUCCUUUUAAAAGACAAUUAAAAAUUGGUAUAUAAUGUA